Molecule: messenger RNA, 610 nt
Organism: Durio zibethinus
Lineage: Eukaryota; Viridiplantae; Streptophyta; Magnoliopsida; Malvales; Malvaceae
Product: auxin-responsive protein SAUR21-like
Biological process (GO): response to auxin
Source: RefSeq, a predicted model, not a curated record
UGUUGGUUUCCUUGAAUGCUAAGCCAUGAUAGAAUGCAACGGAAUAGACUAAGGUGCGAAAAUUUGUCAAAAAUUUUAUCAUCAUUUGGGAGGCAAGGCCAUGUGAUUCCUCAUAGCCUAUGUUUUUAAAGAUCUUCCAUUGGGGUUCUCUCUUCACCGCUCAAUCAGCCUGAGAUUGCCAACCAUAAAGCGUUUACUUCCUAUAAAUAUACAUUCCAUUGAUAGUCAUCCUGCAGUGCCAAAAGUCUUGCCGAGUUUUUCAAGUUCUACACAUACCUUUCUUCCAUCUAGUACUAGUAAUACAAUCUCAAUUCACAAAACCAUGGGUUUCCGCUUGCCAAGAUUUGUUAAUGCUAAGCCGAGUCUAAAACGGACUCUUUCAUCCUCAGAGACCACAAUGGUGCCCAAAGGCCAUUUCGCUGUUUAUGUUGGAGAAGAUGAAAAGAAGAGAUUUAUUGUCCCAAUUUCAUUCCUGAAGCAUCCGUCCUUCCAAAAUUUAUUGAGUCAAGCUGAAGAAGAGUAUGGAUUUAAUCAUCCUAUGGGUGCUCUGACGAUUCCCUGCAGCGAAGAAGCUUUCAUUGAUCUCACUUGCAGUCUGCAAAGCUCAUGA